AUGGACCAUAAACUCUUCCUUGCUGCCACUCUUGCCUUGGUCGCCUUCGUUGCGGCUGACGUUAGCCAUUUGUCGAGAACGUACUUGCCACCAGCUGCCCACUACGGUGGUCCUUCUUACUCUUCGGGUGGUAGUGGCGGCGGUGCGUACUCCUCAGGCGGCUCCGGAGGUGGCUCAUAUUCUUCUGGAGGCUCGGGAGCUGGUUCCUACUCCUUAGGUGGUGGUGGUUCCUCCUACUCUGCUCCUCCAGUCUAUUCGGGUCCAUCGUACUCCUCAGGCGGUUCAGCUGGAGGUUCAUACUCUUCAGGUGGAGCUGCUGGUGGCUCUUACUCCUCUGGCGGCUCAGCAGGUGGUUCCUAUUCGUCAGGUGGGGCUGCUGGUGGUUCAUACUCUUCUGGAGGCUCAGGAGUUGGUUCCUACUCCUCAGGUGGUGCCGGUUCUUCUUACUCUGCCCCAUCUGAUGAAUACUUGCCACCAUCGCAAAGUUACUCUCCACCCGCUCCAGUUUACUCUGCUCCUGCACCAGCUCCAGCACCAGUAUACUCUGCACCUGCCCCAUCUCCUGUCUACUCGGGUCCAUCAUAUUCUUCAGGCGGAAGCGGUGGCGGUCACUACAGCGGCAGUGCUGGUGGUUCUUACUCUAGCGGUGGUUCUUCCGGUUACUCUGCCCCGGCUCCUGCUCCAGUUUACUCAGCUCCUGCUCCAGCUCCAGUCUACUCGGCACCAGCCCCAGCACCGGUAUAUUCUGCCCCAGCUCCUGCUCACGUUUCCUCUGGUCCAUCAUAUUCCUCGGGCGCACCUGCUCCAGUGUACUCUGCUCCAGCUCCAGCACCAGUGUACUCUGCACCUGCCCCAGCCCCAUGCUACUCUGCUCCGGCACCUUCACCAGUGUACUCUGCUCCAGCUCCAGCUCCAGUGUACUCUGCUCCUGCCCCAGCUCCAGCUCCGGUCUACUCUAGUCCAUCGUAUUCUUCAGGCGGAAGCGGUGGUGCUGGAGGUGCUGGUUACUCUGCUCCCAGCUAUUCAUCAGGUGGUUCAUCCCACUCGUCGGGCGGCUCAUCAUACUCUGGUGGCAAUGCUGGCACCCAGUAUGCUUCCAACGGGGGUUACAUCUACAGAAAGAAGUAAAUCGCUUCGAACUAAAAUAAGUAGAACUUUGUAUAUAUUUUAGUGCACCUUAGCAAACAUUUUUUUGUAAUGCUGAAUUACUUAAGGUGCCACAUACAAAUAAGUCCCUAUCAACUAGCUCAUUUCUCCUGCCUAACUUGUU
This is a messenger RNA of Anastrepha ludens (Mexican fruit fly), 1270 nucleotides long. RefSeq names its product loricrin-like. Gene Ontology annotation, biological process: positive regulation of transcription by RNA polymerase II. The transcript has 5 exons. NCBI's taxonomy places the organism in Eukaryota, Metazoa, Arthropoda, Insecta, Diptera, Tephritidae. Gene Ontology annotation, cellular component: RNA polymerase II transcription regulator complex. Bases 1 to 1128 code for a protein of 375 amino acids. Gene Ontology annotation, molecular function: transcription coactivator activity. The record is from RefSeq and is a predicted model, not a curated record.